Octodon degus (degu) is the source of this 2282-nucleotide messenger RNA. It is a transcript of the gene CUNH19orf12, whose product is annotated as chromosome unknown C19orf12 homolog. NCBI's taxonomy places the organism in Eukaryota, Metazoa, Chordata, Mammalia, Rodentia, Octodontidae. The transcript is spliced from 3 exons. The record is from RefSeq and is a predicted model, not a curated record. Bases 330 to 788 code for a protein of 152 amino acids.
GAGGUUCUUUUCCUCCCAUCCCCGUCCCCGCCCCUUCCUGGUACUUCCACCAGGCUCUAGGAAGUAAUCCGCAGGUGCGUGCAGUUCUUCCAUGCGUCGCUAGAGGGAGCCGUCGACGGAGAAACCCCAGCACUCUCAGGCUCUGGCUGUACUCCGCAGGUUGGUCUAUUCUUAGCCUCAGUGAACUUUCACCUGUAGACGCUGCCCAAACGCAAGCACAGCCCCUACUCAGCCCUGGAUUGCAUCAUUUCACCCCAGCAUGGGGAUCGGCGCAUUAAGGGCUUUGGUUCUUUGUCCUAUGGGGGCCAAUAGAGAACACAUGGAACAAAAUGUCUCCGGCAGUGGAAAAGAGGUCUGCGGAGAUGCCCGUCAUGGUGGGUGACAUCAUGCAGCUGCUGUGCUCCAUCUCCCAGGAGAGGAAAAUGCAGGCGGCUUUCAAGCACUCUGGGAAGGGCGCUCUGCUCACAGGGGCCGUGGCCUUUGUUGGUGGUUUGGUCGGUGGCCCGCCAGGACUAGCUGUUGGGGGCGCCGUCGGGGGUCUCCUCGGUGCCUGGAUGACGAGUGGACAAUUUAAGCCAGUUCCACAGAUCCUAAUGGAGCUGCCCCCCGCCGAGCAGCAGAAGCUCUUUAAUGAAGCCAUGAGCAUCGUGCGGAGCUUGGAUUGGACAGACGCCGUCCAGCUGACCACGCUGGUCUUGGGCAGCGAGGCCCUGAAGCAGCAGCUGCUUGCCAUGCUAGUGAACUAUGUCACCAAGGAGCUGCAAGCCCAAGUUCGGUAUGACGACUAGGCCACUCCCCUGGGGACAUGGGUGAUUCUGUGACUGUCAGAGGGCUGCAGGGCAGGCAGGGGAGCCUGGCAGAUCCCCUUGGGAAAGGCAUGCGUCAUUGGAGUGGCGCCUUGUACCGGAGCAGCAGGUGCUGCUGCAGAGGUGAGGCCAGAGUCCGGCUGCAUCACGACCCAGUGACUGUUUCCAGAGAAGCCGUAUUUUGUGCUGUUGUAUUCAUGUUGCCGAGCAGCCUGGGGAGCUGCAGAAGCCGGGACAGCCUCUUGCCAGCCCUGUGGCUGCUCUCCAAGUCCUCUCUCGAUUGCGCAGGAGCUGGGAGAAGUCGGCUUGCACCCCUGCCUCACUGUACACACCUCCAGUCUGCCUCAUCUUGUGAGGUCAGCUCCCCUUCCGGGCCCCUGUCGCAGGACUGGACAGCCAGGCUCCCCGCUCACAGGGUCUCAGAGUUGGCUCUUGCCAGAACCUGUCACCUCCUGAGUGCGCCCGGCCCUGCCAGUGACUUGGACAGUUGCGUGGGGAGGGAGUUGAUCUACACAGGUUCCAACACACUGGACUCUCCUGGGGGCUGCAGGCCUGGCCCUCCUGACCUGAGGCCUUGCCUUCCCCUCUCAGCAGUCAUGGGAGAUCUUUUCUUACUGCCAACUCUGGCUCUUUAUUGUUCUCUCAGCUUAGGUUAAACAUCACUUCAAAUAUUUCCUUCCCCUGAGACACAGUCUUGCCAUAGUGCCAGGUUGACCUCAAUCUCUGGGCCUAGGGGGUCGCCCCCUGUUGCUGGGACUGCAGGAUCAUACCACAGGGCCCAGCUUCAUCUCAGAGGCCACUUUUCACUAUGUAGCCCAAGGAUGACCUUCAGCCCGAGCAGUCCUGCCUCAGCCUUCCAUGUGCAAGAAUUAUAAAACAUGUAUCACUGGGUCUGGCCCCUGUCACUUUUAUCUAAAGUAAAUCCUAUUGUUCUCCAUCCCGCUCUGUUGCCUCUGAAGACAAACCACAGCUCAUAACUUACUUAUGUCAAAGGCAAAAUUAGAACAAAGAUCUUAACUGAACUGGCUACAGGGGUGUAUGUCUCUGGUCACAGCUACUUGGGAGGCUGAGGCAGGAGGAUCACCUGAGCCCAAGAGUUCAAGACCGAACCUAGAAAACAAUGAAACCCAGUCUCAAGAAAAGAGAGACAGACAGACCCAGAGAGAUCUCACUUGGUCUUUAUUCACAGUUGUAGAAUUAGGCAACGCCUUAUUCUGUUAACUAGAAUGAGUGUUUGGAAAUCCAGGCAGAAGAGAUAAAUAGGGAAAGUUCAGGGAAACCAGAACAAAAACGGCAGUGUUGUAGAGGUUACAGACCUUCUCUGUAGAGGUUACAAAAGAAGAAACGGCCAUGUCAUCCCAGCAAAAUCUGGCUUGCUGGGAACAUUUUUGCUUCUCUCUGUCUCUCUCUUGGUUUGUUUGACACAGGGUCUUUCUGUGUAGCACAGGCUGGCCUUAAACUCACCAUGUAGUCCAG